CAACGAGGCUUCCCUUCCCCGCCGCAGGCCUCGGGCCUCGCCCCGGGCCCCGGCAGACACGACGACCGUGCAGUCCCGCGCUGCGCCCGCCCCCGAUCCGCUCUGCCCGUUUGCGCGGGAAGAAACCCAUUAAAAAAGGGCAGAGGAGAGGAAACCGCCGCCCCGCCCCGCCCCGCCCGGCCCGCCAAAGCCGGACCCCGCGCCGCCUCGGCGCCUCCUUCCCCUGCAAGCCUCCCCCUCCGUAUCCCUCCAAACCCCCCCAACUGCCCGCCCGCGCACUCAAACCCCCCAAGCCAAACCCCUCGCGCCGUCACGCCCUCCGCGAUGCCCCACCUCCGCUCACGCGCCAGGGCGGCUGCGGCUGCGGCGGCAGCCGCCUUCCCGCCGUCACCGCCGGCGCCGGCCGGCGUCCCGCAGGGCACCCCCGCGCCGUCCCCGUCCACCUCCCUCCGCCUCGGCCUCGGCCCCGCCUCCCCCGACGACGAUGGCUUCGACAUCAAGUCCCCCGCCGCCGCGCCGCCCCGGCGCAGCCUGCGCCUCGCGGGCGCCGCCGCCAGCCCGGCGACCCCCGCCGCGCGGGACGGCGGUUCCUCCGGCUCCGGGCCGGGGUCCGGGUCCGGCGGGAGCGUGAAGGGGACGGGGAGGGCCCGCGCCCGCGCCUCCGCGUCCUCCCCUGCUGCCGCCUCGCCGAUGUCCGGGAACUCCGGGAGCGAUGGAGGAGGGCCGGCGGCGGGCGGCUCCUGCUUCGGCGGCGCGGCGCCGUUCAUAAGCCUGCGGUCGGGGUCCCGGAUCGCAAAGCGGCGGGUGGAGGCCGGCGGGGAGGCGGUGCCCGGGCCGUCGGGCGGAGGCCAGGUGCGCGACGAAAUGCCGCGCCGGGGCGCGGGCGCGCCGACGAAGCGGCGGAGGAGCGUGCUGGUCGGGGGAGUGGAGACGGAGUACGUGGCCGAUUCGGAGAGCGGCUCCGACGGGGAUUGCGUGAUGCUGGGGCAGAGUGGCGUGAGGGUGCUGGGGGCGCAGGUAAACACGGGUCAAAGUGGGGUGGAACCUAAUGCUGUUGCUAUGAGCAUGGAUGGGACUGAAGAUGGAGCAAGGGAUGGUCCUGCCAAGGCAGGCAAUGGGGAGUCUGGUGGGUUGCUUGAGCAGUUAGUGUAUCCUGCAGGAAGUCCUUCGAGUCCUGAAGCAGAAAUGAUUGUGGAUAUGUAUUUCAAGGAAGAGUUGCGCCAAUACAAGCUUAGAAAGGAAGGCAAAGCGAAAGAGAAGCUAGUUUUGGGGAACAACCAUUCUCGUGCUGUGGGCAGUGGAUAUGGAUCCUCUUCCUGCAAAUUAAGUACUGAUAGUAAAGGAAAGGGAAAGAUGGUUGUGGAAGAUAGUUUAUCAUCAUCUCUGAGCUCAAGUGAGGAUGAGUUGGAUUCGGAACAGGUGGAUUCUAAAGAGAUUCAGAGGGACAAUAGUUUAUCAUCUCUGAGCUCAAGUGAGAAUGAGCUGGAUUCGGAACCAGUGGAAGCUAAAGAAGUUCAAAGCAACUCAGGAUCAGUUUCUGCUUCUAUGGAGCCACUUCGCAGGCAAGCAGCAAGAGAGCGAGCUAUCAGGCUGGCCCCUAAGUUUGCAUUCUUCAAAGCAGAUAAAGAUGAACCUAGUCAAGAUGAUGAGGAAGAAGAGUUAGAGCCUGGUUCUGACCCUCAGGACUGGCCAGGUCCAUUUGCAACUGCUGCCAGGAUAUAUGAAGAGAGAGAAGCUAAGUUGAGAGCUCGAGAAUCGAAUUCACUGAAGGUCAACAAGUCUGCUAAUAAGGCCAUCGUUUGGUCGCCUUCAAAGGAUAAGAAAAAUCCAGUACGAGCUCGGGCUGCCCCAUCACUUACAAGCUUAUGCAUAAAUACUCUUGCAGAACAUUCUGAAGGCAUUGAAUCACUUGGAGGUAUCCCAGAGGAGCUAAAACAUAAGCUGUUAAAGAUUCUGUGUCAGUCUAGGAAGAUGAAUACUCAUCUUCUCAACGAACUACUGUGUGAUAGUCCUACAGAACUGCAUCUCAGUGAGUGUUCGUGGCUGAGUGAUGAUGACUUUGAGAAAACUUUUGGGAAAUGCAAAACAGAUAGCUUGCAGGAUCUACAGCUUGAUAUAUCUGGAAGGUGCAUGCCUGAUUACAUAUUGCCAACUACCUUAGCUAAGGCUCCUAACUGCAUGCCAUUGUUGAGAAAAAUAUCUCUGAAGGGAAAUUAUCGUCUUUCUGACAAGGGUUUAGACACAAUCAUCUCUGCUGCACCUUCUCUGAGCUCACUAAAUUUGUGCGAGUGUUCUCUUCUCACUUCAUCUGGAAUCGUUAUUCUUGCUGACAAGUUACAUUCGGUACUUAGAGAACUGUAUAUAGAUGACUGUACAAAUGUGGAUGCUAUGACGAUUCUUCCCGCACUACAGAAGAUUAAUCAUCUAGAGGCUUUGUCAAUGUCUGGAAUACAAUCUGUGUGUGAUAAGUUCGUGAAUGAGCUCCUUAGUAUACAUGGCUUGAAUAUGAAGGAGCUAGCAUUUGCUGGUUGCUCGAAGCUUACCUCGUCUUCCAUCAAGACUAUCGGGCAGAAUUGUCCACAAUUAACUUCCUUAGAUCUCCGCAACUUGAAUAGAUUGCGUGACUCAGCAAUGAGGCAUCUUCGCUAUGGUUGUAGGCUAAUAAGGAAACUGAAGCUUCAAAGAAACACAUUCAGUGAUGAAGCAGUUUCUCGAUAUUUGGAAGAAUCUGGAGGAUGCCUAACUGAGUUAAUGCUUAAUAAUGUUGAGAAGGUUGGAGACCUUACUGCUCUUGCAAUUUCUCGCAAGUGCUCUGUUCGGUUGGAGGCUCUGGAUCUUUCCUUCUGCCGUGAACUGACCAACGAAGCUCUGGGGUUGAUUGUUGACAACUGCCCAUCGUUGAGGAUUCUGAAGCUAUUUGGUUGUACCCAGAUCACGGAUUUGUUCCUUAAGGGUCACUCAAAUACAUCCGUUAAAAUCAUCGGAAUAGAAGGGAGCAUACUGGAGCAAAUGGAUAACCGUUAGUUUGUGUGGAAAAUGACGCUUCAUUGCCCUGACCAUUCUGUUAUCUAGCUUAGGAAUUGAGACAUCAUGGCCUGAAGGUGGCUGCAGUUUCCAGCGGGGAAUAUUUUGCCAACCGACCCUGCUUAAACCAGUUAGAUGCCCUUAAGAAACUAUCUGGAAAUGCUUGAUUUUUCUUCAUUUAGCUUUAAACAGUGGAAAAUCUGCUGCUGCAUUGUGCAGACUAUCGUAUUAGAUGGUUAUGGAUGGAUAUUCAGAUCCUUUUCGUUUUAUAAGUGAAUGAUUAUGAACCGAUCAAUAUAGGGUUGAUCGCCUGAUCUGCAGGAGUGCCAGCGUUCGUCGAUGUUGUGGCCGCGGAACAAAUGGGGUUGAGCGGCUGGAGUGCCUUCAGAUUCCUCAAUGUAGCGGCGGCAGAACAAACAGGGCUGUCGCCUGUCGGCAUGAGACUGGUUUGUCGAUGCCGUCGCGUCGGGCACUUUGCUGUCGAUGUUAAGGGAAAUUUCUGAAGGCCUUAUCCAGUGGUUAAUCGACUCAAUUCUUUUUGGGUGGGGCCGUGGGGGGUAAAAAUCACGGUGGUCACUGGUUUUGACAUAGUUCUUCAGUGAUUAAUUUUGGUUUUCAUGAGCCGAUGGGACCCUAUGAAGAGGAACAAAACAGAAACCU
Messenger RNA from Panicum hallii, 3684 nucleotides. RefSeq lists its product as uncharacterized. The record is from RefSeq and is a predicted model, not a curated record. The transcript has 6 exons. NCBI's taxonomy places the organism in Eukaryota, Viridiplantae, Streptophyta, Magnoliopsida, Poales, Poaceae. Gene Ontology annotation, cellular component: SCF ubiquitin ligase complex. Bases 325 to 3024 code for a protein of 899 amino acids. Gene Ontology annotation, biological process: SCF-dependent proteasomal ubiquitin-dependent protein catabolic process.